Molecule: messenger RNA, 1642 nt
Organism: Oryza brachyantha (malo sina)
Lineage: Eukaryota; Viridiplantae; Streptophyta; Magnoliopsida; Poales; Poaceae
Product: 15-cis-zeta-carotene isomerase, chloroplastic
Exons: 4
Coding region: 50-1162 (370 amino acids)
Biological process (GO): carotene biosynthetic process
Cellular component (GO): chloroplast
Molecular function (GO): 9,15,9'-tri-cis-zeta-carotene isomerase activity
Source: RefSeq, a predicted model, not a curated record
CCCGCAGCGGCCACCGCUCCAGUACUCUCCCCUCCCCUCGCCUCCGCCGAUGGCGUCCCACCUUCUCCUCCGCCUCCCCGCCCCUCCGCCGCGGGCUCUCGUCCUGCGGCUCCCGCGCCUGCGCGUGCCCUCGCCACCGAGCAGCGCGGCCCCCUCGGCUCCGCUGCUGCUCGGGGCCCGCGUCAUCCUCUCCUCGGCCUCUGCCAUCCAGCCGGCCCGGGCGAGGGGGUCCUCGAUCGGCGGCGCUGGGGAGGAGGACUCGGACGGCGAGGCGGACGGGGGCCCGCCCCUCGUUGGGGAGGACUCGGCGGUGUUCCGGCUGGGCGACCAGCGGGUGGCGUCGUGGGUCUACUUCAGCGGGAUACUCGCCGUCGUGCUGUGGGGGCUCAACGUUCUCUGGAUCGACCCGGCCACCGGGGUCGGGACUAGGUUCCUCGAGGCGGUCGCCGCGGUCUCCGACAGCCACGAGGUCACUAUGCUUCUGCUUACCAUCAUUUUUGCUAUCGUCCAUAGCGGUAUGGCAAGCUUACGUGAAAAUGGUGAGAGAAUGGUGGGGGCACGAGCUUACCGUGUAAUGUUUGCUGCAAUCUCACUGCCUUUAGCAGUUAGUACUGUUGUCUAUUUUAUAAAUCAUCGGUAUGAUGGUAUUCAGCUAUGGCAAGUUCAGGGUAUUUCAGGCAUUCAUGAGCUUGUUUGGAUCUCAUCUUUCAUCUCUUUCUUCUUUCUGUAUCCAUCUACUUUCAAUCUAUUAGAAGUGGCAGCUGUGGACAAGCCAAAGUUCCACAUGUGGGAAACUGGAAUAAUGCGCAUUACCAGACAUCCACAGAUGGUUGGACAGGUAAUUUGGUGCUUAGUCCACACAUUGUGGAUUGGCAACUCAGUAGCAGUUGCAGCCUCCGUUGGAUUAAUUGGUCACCAUCUGUUUGGCGUUUGGAAUGGUGAUAAGAGGCUGGCAUUACGCUAUGGUGAAGCCUUUGAAAUUCUGAAAAACAGAACAAGUGUUGUGCCUUUUGCUGCAAUCAUUGAUGGAAGACAGAAACUACCCAAAGAUUAUUACAAGGAGUUCAUUCGGUUACCAUAUAUCGCAAUCACUGCAUUAACUUUGGGAGCAUACUUUGCCCAUCCCUUAAUGCAAGCAUCCAGCUACAAGCUUCCUUGGUGAUUGAUGUACAUAUAACAUCCCGAUCAUUGCAAACAAUGUCCACAAAAGAACACACGAUACAGAAAUAGUGAUUAUGCAAUAUGUACUUUGAUAGACAUGAUGAACUUGCACUCGUUAUUGUAACGCUGGCCUGCUCACACUUCUUGUGGCUAACAAAAGAGUACCCAGGUUGAUGUAUAUGAGAGUUCCAAGCAUUCAAGAUGUAGAUGACCGGUUACUGUGCUUCAGAAAACAUUUUACUGUGCAUAUGGAGAAAAUUGUGGAAACUAUUGGAUAUUGUGUGGGAUUUUCCAGUUAACACUUUUUGGAGGAUUAACUGCAAGAAGGUUGUAAUCUUUAGGUUAAUACUAAUUUGCACUGGGUUUAAUUUGGGUGAUCAAUGUUGACAAGUUGUACGGCAUUGCUGGACCCUGAGAUACUAAUGUUGUGUCUUGUUUCUGAGGAUUGGAUGGGUGGGUUAGGCCCAUCAUUGUUAUUUCA